AUGGAGAAGUUCAUCAACGCCGCCAUGGUGGACCGAGACCAGGCAGACCCAACGCUCUACACCGUCCUGACUGCCAAAUCGAAACAUUCCCAGAUCUCGCUCACGGACUUCCUAGCAUUCACUCCAAAGUGGAACGUCACGAGCAACACGUUUCGUCCGCCGUACUACCACCGCAACAAGACCACCGAGAUCAUGGGCGUCGUCUACGGCGCGUACGGCGGCUCGAGCAAGGACCUCCGCGCCGGCGGCCUCAGCCUCCAGCCCAGCUACAUGCCGCACGGCGAGACGGCGCAGCGCUUUGCCGAAGCCACGGGGGCGGAGCUGAAGCCGGAGCGCUCAGGCGAGGGCUCUCUGUUCUUCAUGUUCCAUGUCAACGCCCACUGCGCGGUGACGAGAUAUGCUCUCGAGCGGAGCGGUGCACUGCAAGUCCAUUCGCGAACGCCGUGGGAGGAUAUGGAAGGUGGCUUGUACAAGCACAUUGAGCAGAUCAACAAGGAUCUCAGGAAGAUGGGCCUGGACCCCUUGUCUACUUCGCAGUGA
Molecule: messenger RNA, 540 nt
Organism: Phaeoacremonium minimum UCRPA7
Lineage: Eukaryota; Fungi; Ascomycota; Sordariomycetes; Togniniales; Togniniaceae
Product: putative homogentisate -dioxygenase protein
Exons: 4
Coding region: 1-540 (179 amino acids)
Biological process (GO): L-phenylalanine catabolic process
Cellular component (GO): cytoplasm
Molecular function (GO): homogentisate 1,2-dioxygenase activity
Source: RefSeq, a predicted model, not a curated record